Molecule: messenger RNA, 2464 nt
Organism: Oryzias melastigma (Indian medaka)
Lineage: Eukaryota; Metazoa; Chordata; Actinopteri; Beloniformes; Adrianichthyidae
Exons: 3
Coding region: 277-2325 (682 amino acids)
Source: RefSeq, a predicted model, not a curated record
AGGCUUCAUAAAGACUGUCUGAAGCAGAAGAUCUUUAGAUUGCAAGAAUUCCUUCCGUGUACUCAGUGACUCCUACAUUUGCAUGGACCCAAUCAGGUUCAAGUGAAUCCCACAGGAGCGUCCUGGAUCCGUAUAUUAACCGUUUCAACCAUCACCAGACGGCCACAGGACUCUCUGCACUUCAAAGACCUGCAGCUGCAACCAGACUGAGAGGAAAUACCUUCUGUGAGAGCAACCUGAAGAACGUCAACAUCUAAAACAUCUUCAACAACGGAAAUGGCUGGCGCAAUUGCACGAACCACUCAAGAUCUGACCAGUGCAGCCGACAUGCGGAACACCACCCAGAUGCUGAUGCAGCCCAAUGCAAACUGGGAGGAGUAUCUGGCUCCUGGUCCUAUCUCUGUUGCAAUCAUGGGGGAGCUAGUCUUCAUCUCCUCAAACACCGACUUCUCCAUCAACAAGAAUCCCCCAAAAGACGGAUUCAAGUACAUAAAGUACCCAGAAUCCUUCAGAGCCUGUCUUAUGCAAGUCUGUAACUUAGGCUGGCAUGCAUUCAACACAGCUCACAAGAACAUGGAUCAAAUCCGCAUACAUACAGCCAAUGUUCCAGGUUUCAUGAAGUCAGCAGUCAAGAUUCUGUUUCAGAAUAACGAUGAAAUUGUUAAAAGUCUUCUCCCAAACAUGCUGGAAAGCAUCAGUAGAAUUGCAGACCAAUGUGUGGUCUUGGCAGACGGUGCUGAAAAGCAGUAUGCUGAUGUCAUUUGUUUGAUCCAGGAGCUGCUGGAAGCCUGUAUCAAUGCUGAAUACUUUUAUGGAGAAAAGCUGGAAGAGAUCAAGAUGAAAAUUCAGGAGAACAAAUUGAAGGAACAGACUGCUAAAGAGAUCACGGAAAGAUCCAAGAAAACCUUUGAGACCUUGUCAAAGGAGAUGGAAGAAGCUCAAAACCAGUACAAAAAUGCAAUGAAUUCCCUCCCAUCAGGGUGGGAGAUAAUAGGCAUGGAUGUAGUUGAGGGACUUGGUCAGAUAGUAACAGUUUUAGGGAAUGCAUGUGUUUCGAUGAGUUCUUCAAACACUGAAAGUUCUGGGAAGACAGCCUCAAAAACAAAUCCCAACAAGGAGGGUGAGAACAAAGACAUGGUCUCAGAAAUCGCCAUCUACAGCAGAUCCGAACAGAUACUUAAACUCACAUCCAUUUUUGGAGAGUUCAUCAAUGACAAAGGCAUAAACUGGAAAGAGCUCUAUGACCAGAAAAACAAGUCUACAAAGACCAAAUGGAGUGAAGAUCAAUUCAAGAGAAUCUCUCAGGAGUUGGAGAAGAUGCCAAAGAGCAAGGUAAAGGAAGAUGCUUUGACUCUCUGCAACAAGGGCAUUGCCAUCUGUGGAGAACUGGCAAAGUAUGCACCCGAACAGAAAUGCGAUGAGAAGAAAACAAAUGAAAUAAUUAAGGAUACAAAGAAGCUGCAUGAAGACGCCAUGAAAUUUGACUGUGAAAGCAAAAAAAAGAGUGGUUCUCCAGCUCUGACCCCACAAUCUCCGAUGAAAUUCAGAGAGGAGGAGAAGACCGGACGAAAGUCUGCCAGUCAGGUUGCAACAGAGAAUGCCCGAUUCCGCAUUGAGCAGAGCCGAGAACAACUGAAGCAAACGCGAGACUCGUAUGAGAAGGCUGUGCAGAACAUGGAGAAAAACCAGAAGGAGCUGACUGACAUCCUGGUUGACAUGCAGAAAUGCAAAAUCAAAGAGAUUGACUUUGACACCACCAUUAAAAUGCUGGUCAAAGGUAUGGAUGCAAUGGGCCGAGUGAAAGAGCAAUGGGAGAAGAUGGUGCGCUUCUUCCAGAUGGUGGCUAACAUUGUGAAAACCAGCCUUGGAACCACCCUGGAAACAUUUGUGAAGACAUCUGAAGAUACAAUGAAACUGUCCUACAGCUGUAAGCUAUUUGCCAAAGACAUCCUGUACAACCAGGCCUUUCAAGCCUCCAACAUCUCCAGCCUGGUUCACAUGAUCUCAGGGACCUACUGUGAAGUGUCCAGCAAAUAUCUGAUGGACAGAAUAAGUAGCCUGGGUAAACUCAUGGCCAUGGACAAGGAGAAACCAGAGUUCAUGCAAGAGCGGCUAAAACUGCAGCAGUCCUGCAAGGAAGCACAAGAGGGAAUCCUGCAUUUGGUCCUGAGGAACAAGGCUGAAUUUGAGAGGAAGAUCGAUGACAGGAUUGCUAAAAUUGAAACGGAGCUGAAGGCCGUUCUGCCCUCCGAUCCACCACAGGAAACUGAAAGGAUCAAAGAAAUUGUUCAGAGCAGUUUUGGGGAUGAGGACAAAUACUAUUAAAUAUAAGCUUUGGGCCAUUUCUCAUGUCAGAAAUGGAAAAACUGUAGUCAUUAUUGGAUGUUAAAGCAAAAAGAUUUAUAUGUAAUCAAGCAAGUCACUCAUUUCCAUACAUUCAAUAAAGUGUAACCUUUGAAUGAUG